Molecule: messenger RNA, 2408 nt
Organism: Gymnogyps californianus (California condor)
Lineage: Eukaryota; Metazoa; Chordata; Aves; Accipitriformes; Cathartidae
Product: transcription activator BRG1
Exons: 18
Biological process (GO): positive regulation of transcription by RNA polymerase II
Cellular component (GO): nucleus
Molecular function (GO): DNA binding; transcription factor binding; ATP-dependent chromatin remodeler activity
Source: RefSeq, a predicted model, not a curated record
GUAUAGGAGGGCCUAACAUGCCCCCUCCCGGACCCUCAGGAGUUCCCCCAGGAAUGCCUGGGCAACCCCCCGGCGGCCCCCCCAAGCCCUGGCCGGAAGGACCAAUGGCAAAUGCUGCAGCCCCCACUAGCACACCUCAGAAACUGAUUCCUCCCCAGCCCACCGGCCGGCCCUCGCCAGCCCCGCCGGCGGUGCCUCCCGCGGCGUCGCCCGUGAUGCCGCCCCAGACGCAGUCUCCCGGGCAGCCGGCCCAGCCGGCCCCCAUGGUGCAGCUCCACCAGAAGCAGAACCGGAUCACGCCCAUCCAGAAACCCAGAGGACUCGACCCGGUGGAAAUCCUGCAGGAGAGGGAGUACAGGCUGCAAGCUCGCAUUGCUCACAGAAUCCAAGAGCUGGAAAACCUUCCUGGCUCCCUGGCUGGUGACCUGAGAACCAAAGCUACCAUUGAACUUAAAGCACUGAGGCUGCUUAAUUUUCAGCGACAGCUGCGUCAGGAAGUCGUGGUGUGCAUGAGGCGAGACACGGCCUUGGAAACGGCCCUGAACGCCAAGGCGUACAAGCGCAGCAAGCGGCAGUCCCUGCGCGAGGCUCGCAUCACCGAGAAGCUGGAGAAGCAGCAGAAGAUUGAGCAAGAACGGAAACGCAGGCAGAAGCACCAGGAAUACCUCAAUAGCAUUCUCCAGCACGCUAAAGAUUUCAAGGAAUACCAUCGCUCCGUCACAGGGAAAAUCCAAAAGCUGACCAAGGCGGUGGCUACUUACCACGCCAACACGGAGCGCGAGCAGAAGAAGGAAAACGAGAGGAUCGAGAAGGAGAGGAUGCGCCGUUUGAUGGCCGAAGAUGAGGAGGGGUACCGCAAGCUCAUCGACCAGAAGAAGGACAAGCGCUUGGCCUACCUGCUGCAGCAGACGGACGAGUACGUAGCCAACCUGACGGAGCUGGUGCGGCAGCACAAGGCCGCGCAGGUGGCCAAGGAGAAGAAGAAGAAAAAGAAAAAGAAGAAGGCAGAGAACGCGGAAGGGCAGACUCCGGCGAUCGGACCAGAUGGCGAACCGCUGGACGAGACGAGCCAAAUGAGCGACCUCCCUGUCAAAGUGAUCCACGUGGAGAGUGGGAAGAUCCUCACCGGCACCGAUGCCCCGAAGGCGGGGCAGCUGGAAGCCUGGCUGGAGAUGAACCCGGGUAAAUAUGAAGUGGCUCCACGAUCUGACAGUGAAGAAAGUGGGUCAGAAGAGGAGGAGGAGGAGGAGGAAGAGGAGCAACCGCAGCCUGCUCAGCCUGCCCUGCCUGUGGAGGAGAAGAAGAAGAUCCCCGAUCCAGACAGCGACGAUGUCUCGGAAGUGGAUGCCAGACACAUUAUCGAGAACGCCAAGCAAGAUGUUGAUGAUGAGUACGGGGUGUCUCAAGCUCUGGCGAGGGGCCUGCAGUCGUACUAUGCCGUGGCCCACGCCGUCACCGAGCGGGUGGACAAGCAGUCCACGCUGAUGGUCAACGGAGUCCUCAAGCAGUACCAGAUCAAAGGUCUGGAGUGGCUGGUGUCCUUGUACAACAACAACCUGAACGGCAUCCUGGCCGAUGAAAUGGGUCUGGGCAAAACCAUCCAGACCAUCGCUUUAAUCACAUACCUCAUGGAGCACAAACGGAUCAACGGACCCUUCCUCAUUAUAGUACCUCUCUCAACUCUGUCGAAUUGGGCGUACGAGUUUGACAAAUGGGCUCCUUCCGUGGUGAAGGUCUCAUACAAGGGCUCCCCAGCAGCAAGACGGGCAUUCGUACCUCAGCUCCGAAGUGGGAAAUUCAACGUCUUGCUCACUACUUACGAAUAUAUCAUCAAAGAUAAGCACAUCCUGGCCAAGAUCCGCUGGAAGUACAUGAUCGUGGACGAGGGCCACAGGAUGAAGAACCACCACUGCAAGCUCACCCAGGUCCUCAACACGCACUACGUGGCUCCGCGCCGUUUGCUGCUGACGGGCACCCCGCUGCAGAACAAGCUGCCGGAGCUGUGGGCCCUGCUCAAUUUCCUCCUGCCGACCAUCUUCAAGAGCUGUAGCACGUUCGAGCAGUGGUUUAACGCUCCCUUUGCCAUGACGGGAGAGAAGGUGGACCUGAACGAAGAAGAAACCAUCCUGAUCAUUCGGCGUUUGCACAAAGUGCUGCGCCCCUUCCUGCUGCGGAGGCUGAAGAAGGAAGUAGAAGCGCAGCUGCCUGAAAAGGUGGAGUACGUGAUCAAGUGUGACAUGUCCGCUCUGCAGAGGGUCCUCUACAGGCACAUGCAGGCCAAGGGCGUGCUCCUCACGGAUGGCUCCGAGAAGGACAAAAAGGGCAAAGGCGGCACGAAAACCUUGAUGAACACCAUCAUGCAGCUGCGGAAGAUCUGCAACCACCCCUACAUGUUUCAGCACAUAGAG